Cooperia oncophora is the source of this 261-nucleotide messenger RNA. Lineage: Eukaryota; Metazoa; Nematoda; Chromadorea; Rhabditida; Trichostrongylidae. The record is from the annotation of a GenBank genome assembly.
AUGCCAAAGCAAUUCUUCGUCAACAUAUGGUGGCGUGCCAAAUGGCGAGAGAAUAUCUAUCCGGCCAAAAGACGCCAAUGGAUGAUUUGUUCCGGAAUGUACAAAAAGGACAAACUUGACGAGGAAGCAAAAAAGGGUGCAGAUGACAUGAAACGAUUUUGUGUGGCACGAAUAUCAUUUGUCAAAGGCUGGGGUCCGGAUUAUAGCCGCAAAAGCAUUAGUGAAUGCCCGUGCUGGAUUGAGGUGAAGAUGAAUAGGUAA